Messenger RNA from Aureobasidium vineae, 372 nucleotides. NCBI's taxonomy places the organism in Eukaryota, Fungi, Ascomycota, Dothideomycetes, Dothideales, Saccotheciaceae. The record is from the annotation of a GenBank genome assembly.
AUGUCGCUCUUCAGCGGCUGCCUCGCCAUUUGCUUUGCUGUCGUUGCAGCUCCUCACGUCCUCCCGUGUCCUGUCGACAAGACACAACUCGCCGACAGCGCUUCAUCAGAUGGCGAGCCCAGACGCCGAAGACGCCGCAAGCAAUCCGCUCCGGCUCCCGACUCUGACCAACAAGACGACAACGAUAUGCGUGCCAUGGUCGACAUGGCCCGACCGAAGCGCGAGUGUCCCGUUCCCAAGCCCAGUGGCCUCAUUGGACAAGUCAUGGGCUUCAAGCCACAAGAGCAACGACAGAAUCCCACCAUCAUCAUUCAGACAUUACGCGACCGCCAUGCCAGACAAGAUUCGGACUCGACCGACAAGUCCUUGUAA